ACAAUGUAAUUUCACAAAAAUUUUGAUAUAAAUACUAGACCACAGUCCACAGACUAUAGCAAUAACUUUCGUUGAAUAGCAAAGUAAGCACAUCAGAAAUUAAAACAAAAUGAAAUCGGUUAUCUUCUUCGCAAUUUUGGCUUUGUCUUGCGCCUGCAUUUUAGCCUGUGAUCCUGAUGGCAAUAAUGAACCUCAAUGUUCAAGAAGCAAUUUAAAUGUACCCGUUCGUAAUUUCUGGGAUCCUACUCGCUACUGGUUGUGUACAGCUGCCGGUGCUGCUGCUGAGUCGGUACGUUGUCCCGAUUCACAAGGAUUUGAUUCAGCUAAGGGUGAAUGUGUACCAUUCGAUCAGUGGGUAUGGACCCCACCUUGCCCAGAGGCAUCCGCCUAAAUACAUAUAUAUUAGCAAAUGAUAUUGGAAAUUUUUAAAAUCUGAUAGAAAAUAAUAAAACCUAAAAAUUUUAUGAUUAAAA
Messenger RNA from Lucilia cuprina (Australian sheep blowfly), 473 nucleotides. RefSeq lists its product as uncharacterized. The transcript is spliced from 2 exons. The coding region runs from base 110 to 391 and encodes 93 amino acids. Gene Ontology annotation, molecular function: chitin binding. The record is from RefSeq and is a predicted model, not a curated record. NCBI's taxonomy places the organism in Eukaryota, Metazoa, Arthropoda, Insecta, Diptera, Calliphoridae.